AUAUCGCAGGAAAUAGAAAUUAAAAAGCUGUAAGCGAGACUUAUCUCACGCAGAAAGCUCUCAUACUCGUAAUUCAUUUGUCAUUCCCCCGUUCCGUCAUUCUUUUCUGCUAAAAAUUUUAUUUAUUACAGAAGAGGAAAAAAAAAUUAUGUCACAGAAAAGAAUAUUUUAUUCAAUACUUAUUCUGACAACUUCAUUUUUGAUCAGGGAUAUUUUAAUAUAAUCUAUUGCUUAUCUUUGUUCAUUUUUAUCAGUUUGUAUUGAUAAAAAUAUUAGGAACAAACACGGUUCACCAGUAAAUAUCGAACAUCAUCACUUCCAUUUUGUAAUCGGUUAUUUCAUUGUUAUUUAACCUUUAAAGUGUUACGUCUUAUUGCAUGGAGCUUCUGUAUAAAGGAUUAGAUAAUAUCUGGAAUCUGAACCAUGGCCAAAUUUAGGCAGUUUUUACUCCUCAUUUGGAAGAAUUGGAAACUGCAGAUUCGUCAUCCAUGGGUGACAUUACUAGAAUUAGGUGUCCCUGCUUUCUUCUCAUUGAUUCUUGUUCUAGUUCGAUCUGCCAUUAGCUCUGAAUAUGUAAGCCAGGUGACAGUCUAUGAGCCUUUCGGCAUUGACGCUCUACCUCAGAACUUGACACCCUCAUUUUUAUAUGAUAAAAACCAAUGGACAUUGUUAUUUACACCAAACACACCUUUUCUGGAAGAUUUUAUGAAAGGAGUUUGUGAUGAUUUGAAAGUUGUUCCAAAAGGAUUUGAUAAUGAAACUUCGCUUGAAGAAUAUUACUCAAGAGCAACAGGAUCAUCACUUGCAGGUGUUGUAUUUGAUGACACGUUGAAAGAUGGUCUUAAUUUUACAAGCAAUUUGACAUUUACUAUUCGUCCACGAUCUGCAGAACCCCCUAAUAACCCUCUUCAAUCAACCAUAAAAUUUUGGUUUACGGACAGAACCUUUCCUUUGAUGCCAGCUUUGGGACCUAGAAACAGAGAAAACACUUGGGGAGGAAAUCCAGGUUAUAUGUCAAAGGGUUUUCUACCCAUACAGCAUGCAAUAUCUAAGAAUUUUAUGAAGUUAUUAGAUCCAGAUUCUCUUCAAAAGUUGGAUUUUGAUGUUCUGAUGAACAGAUACCCAUAUCCCCCUUUCCUGGAUGAUAGAUUCGUUAUUGCCUUGUCUCUUUUUUUCCCAAUGAUCAUCUGCUUCAGCUUCAUCUAUCCUGCUGCAAACAUUGUUAAAAAUAUUGUAGUGGAAAAGGAGAAUAAAAUCAAAGAAGCCAUGAAGAUGAUGGGUUUAAGCAAAUGGUUGCACUGGACUGCUUGGUACCUAAAGUAUCUUUUGUUCCUCUGCAUUUCCUGCAUGAUCAUAACCUUCCUACUUUGCCUCAAGUUUAAAGAUAUAGCUGUAAUUAAUCAAAGUGAUCCAUUCCUAAUAUUCUUAUGGCUUCUGGUAUACACUGCAAGUUUUAUUUGCUUCUGUUUUCUGCUCAGUACCUUAUUCAAUAAAGGCAAUUCUGCUGCUGCUGGUGCCGGUGUUAUUUGUUUCUUAACUUUUGUACCAUAUUUCUUCAUUGUGCCAAGAUACCAACAAAUGUCCUAUGCAAUAAAAAUAGCAAGUUGCCUUUUACCAAAUUUGGCUCUUUCUGUGGGCUCAAUUGUGCUGACUACUGCAGAAGCUAUAGGAAAUGGCUUACAAUGGGACAAUUUUUCUAGCCCUCCUUCUGCUGAUAGUGAUUUGGCUAUGUCCACCAUUUUGGUUAUGCUUGUUAUAGAUGGAAUCAUCUAUCUGAUAUUGACUUGGUACAUAGAUGCAGUUUAUCCUGGAGAAUAUGGUGUCCCAGAACGAUGGUACUUCUUUAUUACUCGAUCAUAUUGGUUUGGAAAUGCCUCUAGUAUCUUUGACCUAGAGCAGUUUUAUAAUUCGGACGUCAAACAGACAGAAUUUUUUGAAAAUGAUCCUGAAGAACUCAUGCCUGGUAUUCAGAUUUUAAACCUUACUAAGGUGUAUGGUAAAGCUGCACCUGCUGUGAAUAACAUAAACAUUAAUAUGUUCAGAGGACACAUAACUGCUCUGUUAGGGCAUAACGGUGCAGGGAAAACUACCACAAUAUCCAUGCUGACAGGUUUAAUCACCCCUACCUCUGGUACGGCUAUUGUGAAUGGGUGUGAUAUUCGUGAAGAUAUGGAUAGUGUUCAUUCAAAUCUAGGAAUUUGUCCACAACACGACAUUCUAUUCAAUGAAUUGACUGUAGAAGAGCAUUUAUAUUUCUUCUGCAAGCUGAAAGGUUAUUUGUCUGAUUUGGUGAACUCUGAAAUUGAGCGUAUAAUUUCUUGUUUGUCACUGGAACCGUACAGAAAAACUCAAGUUCAGUAUCUUUCAGGAGGAUGGAAACGUAAAAUCUCUGUUGGAAUUGCUUUUGUUGGUGGAUCAAGAAUAGUAAUACUGGAUGAACCCACAUCAGGCAUGGAUGCCUUCAAUCGCAGAGCAUUGUGGGAAGUGUUAGAAGCAGAAAAAGAAGAUCGCACCAUACUCCUAACCACACAUUUCAUGGAAGAAGCAGAUGCCUUGGGUGAUCGUAUAGCCAUCAUGGCUGACGGAGAGAUACAAUGCUGUGGAUCACCAAUAUUCCUCAAGAAAAAAUAUGGUGCAGGAUACCAUUUAACAAUGGUGAAAGAACCGGACUGUGAUACUACUUUAAUCACCAAAACAAUUCUCUCUCGAGUCCCAAAUGCAGAAGAAACCUCAAACAUUGGACGAGAAUUGAAGUACAGCUUGCCUACAGAAAGCAGCCAUUUGUUUUGUGAUCUUUUCACUGAGUUGGACCAGCGAAGAAGUGAACUAAAAAUUUCUAGCUAUGGAGCUUCUAUAACAACAAUGGAAGAAGUAUUUAUUAAAGUGGGAAAUAAAGUGUCUGUUGCAAGUGGAACAGAUAUAGAAACACCAGUUCCAGAAAGUAAAGAAUCCCUUUCCUCUAACACAGACAGUGGAAUUCAUGAGAAUGCAGCUUAUGUAGAUGAUUCCGGUAUGGAAGUAGACCUUCAGAGUUUGAAUGAGUGCCAAAUUCAAUCACGAAACAGUGGAUGGAAGCUCUAUAUGCAGCAUCUGCGUGCCCUUCUAGAAAAAAGAAUUCUUCACUCGUACAGAAACAUUGCCCUCACCAUAUCGCAGCUCUUCCUCCCUCCCAUGUUCCUCAUUCUCACAAUGAUCGUCUUAAAGACCCUCCCUAAACCAAGAGACGCCCCACCCUUGCCUCUCGGACUCUACCCUUUUAGAGGCACAGAGAUUCCCUAUGCGGCAGACGCUUCAAAUGAGAGUCAAGCACUGUCUAGUAUAUAUGCUUCCCAAUUUCAGCUACCCGAUUCUCCAGUUUAUGUGAACAAAAGCAUGACAGAAUACCUUCUGAGCAAAGGUAAAGAAGAUAUAGGGAAGUACAAUAUGCACAAUAUGAUUGGCGCUAAGUUUGAAAAGAGUGGCCAAAAGGCUAUCAUUACUUCUUUGUUUAAUAAUAAGGCCUAUCACACUCCUGCUAUAGCUCUUUUGGAAAUUGAAAAUGCACUUUUGAAGUAUUUUACAAAUGAAUCGUACACAUUUUCAGUUACAAAUUUCCCUAUGCCAAGGACCAUUGGAGAAAAGCUGAUGCAAGAACAAACUCAGGCUACAGAAUCCUAUCAAAUAUCCCAAGACAUAAUGUUCGGAAUGUCCUUUCUCAUUGCAAGCUUUGCUGUCUUUAUUGUGAAGGAGCGAGCAUCUAAUUCUAAGCAUCUCCAGCGUGUGAGUGGCAUGAGUCGAUCCUCCUAUUGGCUGGCUUCUUUUCUCUGGGAUUUUCUCAACUACAUGAUUCCUUGUUGCUUAGUUUUUCUAGUCUUUAUAGCCUUCAAAACUAAGGGAUUUAGCUCUUCUGUGGAAAUAGGUCGAGUGUUUGUUCUCUUCUUUAUUCAUGGUUUUGCAGUUUUGCCUUUCGUGUACUGUUGUACUUUUGCUUUUUAUUCUCCGUCGACAGCAUAUGUUCGAAUCAGCAUUUUCAAUAUACUUGCAGGUAUUGCUCUCCUUUUAACAGUUACAAUUUUGGAAAUCCCCGAUCUUGAUGUAAGCUACGUUGCCAAGCCACUGGAUAUCCUUUUCUCUAUAUUGUUGCCCAAUUAUGCAUUGGGUCGUGGAGUCUCGAAUUUAUAUCAGAACAACUUAUACAAUGAAUUGUGUAACAAUGAGAGGGCUUUCAUUGGUUGCAUUAUAGGUGCUCCUGAAGCUAUGCCUUGCUGCAAAGGAAAAUGUAAAGAUAUUUGUGUGCCUUGGGAAGAAAAUUAUUUUACUCUAACAAGUCCUGGAAUUGGAACUCAACUUAUAUGUUUAUCAUUUCAAGCUAUUCUCUUCACCGUACUGCUCGUUUUGUGUGAAAUGAAUUUCGCUCGUUACAUCAGAUAUUUGAUAAAAAGCCGAAAAAUCGUUCCCACCAUUUCUUCAUUAGAUGAACUUGAAAUUGAGACUGUGGAAGAUGACGAUGUCCGCAGUGAAAGACUUCAAAUCCACAACACUCCUCUUAGACAGCUAUUUGCUUAUAAUCAUCUGGUUGUCAUAGAUUUGGUCAAGAAGUAUGGAGGCCUCACGCCCGUGAAUAAAGUAUCCUUUGGCGUCCAGAAAGGAGAGUGCUUUGGUCUGCUUGGUGCAAAUGGUGCUGGGAAAACUACAACCUUUAAAAUGAUAACAGGCGAUGUCACCAUAUCAUCCGGUGAAAUCUAUGUUGAUGGUUUUAAUAUAAAAAAACAAAGCAGAAAGGUCCAAGGUCGAAUUGGAUACUGCCCUCAGUUUGAUGCACUGAUUGACGAACUGACUGGACGUGAAACUCUAACAUUAUUUUCUCGAUUGAGGGGCAUUCCAAAUGAACAGAUUGCAGGUCAAAUUAAGUACUACAGUGAACUCCUCACUUUUAAUGCCCAUGUGGAUAAAUUAGUCAAACAUUACAGUGGUGGUAAUAAACGGAAGCUAAGCACAGCUGUAGCACUGGUUGGUGACUCUCCAGUUAUUUUCCUGGAUGAACCCACAACUGGAAUGGAUCCAGUGUCACGCCGUUCCAUGUGGGGUGCACUACUUCAAGUCAUGCAGUCAGGCCGUUCUGUUAUUUUAACAUCACACAGUAUGGAAGAGUGUGAAGCUUUGUGUACACGCCUAGUCAUUAUGGUCAAUGGUCGCCUUUGCUGUCUCGGUAGUCCUCAACAUUUAAAGACCAAAUUUGGACGUGGGUUCACGCUUACCAUUAAAGUUGGCCGGAGACCACUAGCCAUGAACAUACAUUUAAACGAUGCUGCGAGGAAUGUUGAAACAGUACAGGGAACUUCAGGUGAUCCUUCAAGACGUAUUUUGGUGCCAACAAAUGGUGUCCUCAAAAAUGACAUAGGUGACAUAAAAGCAUUUGUCAUGAGUACUUUUGUCAAUGCCACAUUAAGAAGCGCUCAUGAAAACCAGAUUCACUUUCACAUUGCCAGCACCAGAUUGAACUGGGCAGAAAUCUUUGGCAUCAUGGAAAGAGCCAAAGUCAAUUUGAACAUUGAGGACUACACGGUUGGCGAAACAACUUUGGAACAAGUUUUUCUGAAUUUUGCCUCCGCUCAAAGACCCGAUGAGAGACUAUAAUGAAUUUAGAUUUUUUUAAAUUUAAUAGCUUGUGCAAUUAUUAUUAUUUUUUCAGAAAUUUUCUGUGUUUGAACCACAAUAUUUUGAAUAUUUAUAAAUAUAUUUAUAUUGUUCCAAAAAAAAAUGCUGUGUUAUCUUCUGAAACUGUGAUGCUUUUUGUGCCUUAUGAAAACUGGGUAUCAAUUAUUUGCCGGUUUUUAGCUAUUUUAAUUAAUCUUUGCACUAGGAAUAUAGUUUAAUGUACAAAAACUAUAUUGUGCUUAUGAGGUGACAACAGCAAAUAUAGCUUGCACAUACAUUGAACUUCACUUUAGUUAUAAGUCCUUAAACUAGAUGAUUUAAAAUUACUUUUAAUGAAAAAUUUGAAAAUACAAUUUGAUUUCAACUGAAAUUAUUUUUUCAUUAGAAAUAAUAAUGAGAAAUAAAAUUAUUUGUUUUCUAUUCCAUGAGAUUUUUUAACAUAACUUAGAUACUUUUGCGUUGCUGAUUUCAAAUCUGAAAUUUGUUUCUCUCUACAAACUACAGUUCCUAUGCAAUUUAAUAACAUAUUAUGUAGUUUCCUCAAGUGUUCCCACUUCUCUCUUGUUGUAAGGCAUAGUAGGAAUAAGACUAUAAUACAUUUCAGUUUAUAUUGUGAUAAGUUAUGGUUAUGCGUUUUUUGUCUUAAGUGUUAUUUUCAGAAAAGCAGACCAAGCUAUAUGUUCUUUUUAAACUUGUGCAUUCAGGCAAUAAAAUAAAAUAAAAAUAAAAUUUUGAAAAAAAAUCUGAAGUUUUUUAAUUAAACUCAUUUCAGAUUUGAAAUCCUCACACCUGAAUUAAGUAUCAAUUACUUGUAUAAAUGCAACCAAAAAAUUUGCUCCCCAGUGUUAUUAAAUUUUACUGAUUUUUAGUUAUUUUAGUUGAUUUUUUACACUAUAGAUUAUAGUAAAAUGUUUUUUAAAAAAAUCUAAGCAUAUAAGGUGACGGUAGCAAAUAUAACUUGCACUAUUGCACGUUUAUUGGACUUCAUUUUAGUUAUUGUAAGUCCUUACACCAAAUGAUUUGAAAGUACUUUUAAAGAAAAUUGAAAUGUAAAAUUUGAUUUUAAUUAGAACAAUUUAUUCAUAAAUAAUAAAUUUCUAAACAUGAUUGCUGUAUAAAUCAAGUAAAUCAUAUUUGUUUGUUUGUCUAAAAUGUGUGUUGUUCAAAAAUGUUUAAUUUUAAAACAUUUUUUAAGAGCUUGACAACGAAAAAAAUACUUUAAAAAAAACUUAAUUUAGUUUUCUGUUCAUUAUUAUUCAAGGAACAACCCCUUGUAUAGGUUUAAAAAUGCUGUGCUACCUAGUGGGUAAAAGAAAGUUAAAACUUUGAGUUUGUAUUAAAA
Molecule: messenger RNA, 6979 nt
Organism: Parasteatoda tepidariorum (common house spider)
Lineage: Eukaryota; Metazoa; Arthropoda; Arachnida; Araneae; Theridiidae
Gene: Abca3
Product: ATP binding cassette subfamily A member 3
Biological process (GO): lipid transport; transmembrane transport
Cellular component (GO): intracellular membrane-bounded organelle; membrane
Molecular function (GO): ATP binding; lipid carrier activity; ATP hydrolysis activity
Source: RefSeq, a predicted model, not a curated record